UUGGUGGAUGUGUCUGCAGCUUCUUGUGAUUCGUGGAAUACUGUUAGCCCCGCCCUUCAGCCUGGUGUAUAUAUAGUGUGUGUUGAGGGAACUAUGUCAGCAAUCUCACUCGGGUUCCCUUAAUACACUUUGUGAGGCUCACCUUAACACUAUGCGUGAGUGUAUCAGCGUGCACAUCGGGCAAGCGGGCGUGCAAAUCGGCAAUGCCUGCUGGGAGCUCUACUGUCUCGAGCAUGGCAUCCAGCCCGAUGGUUCUAUGCCCUCGGACAAGACCAUCGGCGGUGGUGAUGACUCUUUCAAUACCUUCUUCAGCGAGACGGGCGCCGGCAAGCAUGUUCCCAGAGCUGUCUUCGUGGAUCUUGAACCCACUGUCGUCGAUGAAGUGCGGACAGGGACAUACCGGCAGCUGUUCCACCCAGAGCAACUCAUCACAGGCAAGGAGGACGCAGCCAACAACUACGCUCGUGGACACUACACAAUUGGUAAAGAGAUCGUCGACCUGGUGCUGGACCGCAUCAGAAAACUGGCAGACCAGUGUACGGGGCUUCAGGGCUUCCUUAUCUUCCACUCCUUCGGCGGCGGCACUGGUUCUGGUUUCACUUCCCUUCUCAUGGAAAGACUCUCUGUCGACUACGGCAAGAAAAGUAAACUAGAAUUCUCAAUUUACCCCGCCCCGCAGGUGUCAACAGCUGUAGUGGAGCCUUACAACUCAAUCCUAACGACCCACACAACACUCGAGCACUCUGAUUGUGCCUUUAUGGUAGACAAUGAAGCAAUCUACGACAUCUGCCGCAGGAAUCUCGACAUCGAACGCCCCACUUACACUAACCUGAACAGGCUGAUUGGUCAAAUUGUUUCCUCCAUCACCGCCUCUCUCAGGUUUGAUGGUGCUCUCAACGUUGAUCUGACAGAAUUCCAGACUAACCUGGUACCCUAUCCACGUAUUCACUUCCCUCUAGCUACCUACGCCCCGGUUAUCUCUGCUGAGAAGGCUUACCAUGAGCAGCUCUCGGUGGCAGAGAUCACCAACGCUUGCUUUGAGCCCGCCAACCAGAUGGUUAAGUGUGACCCCCGCCACGGCAAAUACAUGGCAUGUUGUAUGUUAUACCGCGGUGAUGUUGUUCCUAAGGACGUCAACGCUGCCAUCGCCUCCAUAAAGACAAAGAGGACAAUCCAGUUUGUAGACUGGUGCCCCACUGGCUUUAAGGUUGGCAUAAACUACCAACCACCUACAGUGGUUCCUGGCGCUGACCUGGCUAAGGUAUCUCGCGCUGUGUGUAUGCUGUCAAACACUACAGCCAUCGCUGAGGCAUGGGCUCGUCUCGAUCAUAAGUUUGACCUGAUGUAUGCUAAGCGAGCCUUCGUCCACUGGUACGUUGGUGAGGGCAUGGAGGAGGGAGAGUUCUCAGAGGCUCGGGAGGAUCUAGCCGCUCUAGAGAAAGACUACGAGGAGGUGGGCGUAGACUCUACUGAAGCAGAAGAUGAAGAAGGCGGCGAAGAGUACUAAAAUGAUGGUAAAGGAAGACUACCAAAAAAAAAAAAUAAAAUGGCUUUCAAAGAUGAGUUAAUGAAGGUCUUGCUCUAGACUUGAAGACUCUGAAUGUUUGUCGCUGUCUCUACCCUGAACUAAUUAAUGCUCAAUAAGUACUGCAUGGAACUCAAACAUUAGAUACUUAAGCGAAUGAAUGACUUAAGUAAUUUAAAUAUGGCACCUAAUUCUUUCCAUAAAAUUAGUGAAAUUAAUAGGUCAGUAUCUUUACUAGUCAAGUUCUAGUAAUCACUGAAGAGUAGUUUGGUUGACACGUAACCUUGAGUGAGUUUCUAGUCUGAUUUAUCUAGUCAGGUGGAGAUGGAGUUCCCACACUGGAGGCGUCCGUCCAUAUCUCUUGUCUCUACUAAAAAAAAAAAAUGAUUUUCCGACUCUUAUUGGAUGCCCAAUAAACAGUAACAGAUAAA
This is a messenger RNA of Cherax quadricarinatus, 1956 nucleotides long. Its product is annotated as tubulin alpha-1A chain. The record is from RefSeq and is a predicted model, not a curated record. Gene Ontology annotation, biological process: microtubule cytoskeleton organization; mitotic cell cycle. Gene Ontology annotation, cellular component: cytoplasm; microtubule. Gene Ontology annotation, molecular function: GTP binding; structural constituent of cytoskeleton. Lineage: Eukaryota; Metazoa; Arthropoda; Malacostraca; Decapoda; Parastacidae.